Onthophagus taurus is the source of this 730-nucleotide messenger RNA. RefSeq names its product MRN complex-interacting protein. Gene Ontology annotation, cellular component: nucleus. Lineage: Eukaryota; Metazoa; Arthropoda; Insecta; Coleoptera; Scarabaeidae. The record is from RefSeq and is a predicted model, not a curated record. Gene Ontology annotation, biological process: mitotic G2 DNA damage checkpoint signaling. Gene Ontology annotation, molecular function: chromatin binding.
GUAAUUACUGCAAUAAAAUUUAGGUUAUAUCUUAACCAUAAUUUAAAAUUUUUGUAUUAACAAUAAAAUCGUUCGAAUAAUGCCUCAAGAAUUACAUGUUGUAAAAUGCUACAUGUGCAACACCUUCCAAGUUGAUAUUGUAAAAAAAGUAAAAAACUGGACUUGUAAGAUGUGCGGAGCAAAACAAUCCUUGAUGAAAGUUUAUGCUAAUGGUACAGGAAAGGAAUGUCGUGAACUUGUACAACAUUUAAAUAAAAUUCGACUUGAAGGUGAAAUGAAAACUUGUGAUGACAAUCAAAAAGAAUUUAUGCCUCAAAGUCCAUCCAAAGUUAAUGAAUGGGAUAAACCAGCAUUUGAAGAUGAAUAUCAUGAAGAACACAUUCAAAAAAAGAGAAGGGUAAAUUCUGAGUUUACUAUGCCAAAAAACAUAGAAGAAAAUAAGGCAAAUCUUAAAACUGAAGAGGUAGAUAAUCCAAAUAAAGAGAAAAGCGUUGUUAAUAUCUCGAAAGUAAACAAACUCUUCCAAGAUGAUGUUAAUAUUGAUUCACUUUUCGAUUUUUAAAUAAUUUAAGAAUUUUUGGCCAUUACAAACUUAGUUUAGGAGAUAAUUGUAAGUGAAAGGUUACUUUUAAAAUUAUUGCCUUUAUUUUUUAUUUAAUCACUAUUGCCAUUACAUAAUUACAUCUGUAUGAGCCGUAUCACAUUCGUUGAAAAUGUUAUUAAAAAAAAA